Exophiala aquamarina CBS 119918 is the source of this 1755-nucleotide messenger RNA. RefSeq lists its product as uncharacterized. Gene Ontology annotation, biological process: DNA-templated transcription. The record is from RefSeq and is a predicted model, not a curated record. Gene Ontology annotation, molecular function: zinc ion binding; DNA binding. Gene Ontology annotation, cellular component: nucleus. The transcript has 5 exons. NCBI's taxonomy places the organism in Eukaryota, Fungi, Ascomycota, Eurotiomycetes, Chaetothyriales, Herpotrichiellaceae. Bases 1 to 1755 code for a protein of 584 amino acids.
AUGGGUGCUGUCAAUCUCCUGGUUGAAAGGCAGUCCGAACGUUCAUUCGACAGCAGGACACACCCUUUUCCAAGUUCCAGUACUGGAAGUCCUAGCACUAGGUUGCUAUCACAACCAGCCGAUGACGACGAUGUUGCUUCGAGAGUGUUACAUUUCGACCCAUUACAAAGACCUCAUCCACCGAGUGCGGUACUCGAUAAGCUGGUCAAUGUCUACCAAGAAAGAGUACAUUGUCAGCCUAUUCAACUUUUUGACAUCGAGAGUCUUCGAUCCGAGGUUGGGAGCUUUUCGACUGUGCUGUUAAGAAGUUUCCUAGCAUUGACAAGCAAAUACUCUGAUGACGAUUUCUUCAAAGAUUCCAAAGCUGCCGCAGUAGAGUUCUACAUGCAGUCGUCGCGGGAUUUGCUGUUCGCUCGGAUAGGGGAACCGACUGCCAGUGGCUCAGUAGAGCUGCUUCAGGCGUUCUGUCUGCUGAACCUCUGCGACAUUGCAGAUAGUAAGAAGAUCAGAGCCUGGCUGACUACAGGAAUUGCUGUACGUCUCGCGAUAAGUACCAAUGUUUUGACAUGUGGUUCAGGCCGAACCCCAUCCAAAAAGCCCGAAGCACUUCAGAGGUGUUGCUGGAGUUUGUUUGUUCUGGAUAAAAUUUACAAUAGCAGCUUUCAAACUCUCCCUGCUAUCCCUGAAGAGGCUGUACUGCCUGAAAAACCACCCUCGCCCCUGACACCCCAUACUGUAUCAGAGGAAAGCUCAGAAGUCCGGCGAUUGCAACAGAAUGCCGGCCAGGUUGACGAUGGUGUCACUUCUUACUCCUUGCAGCUUUUAUCGACCUGGGGACAUUUGAUGGUCUACCUGAAGAACAUUCGACAAGGACAACUCGAGGACGCAUGGGAACCAAACUCCACCUAUCACCAAAUAAAGUCGCUGGUCUUCCGGUUUGAAACCGUGCUACCGGAAGAUCAUCGCUUUCGCAAUGCAAGAUUUCUUGAAAAGACAGAAUCUGAAAGGGCCAGGGAACGAAGUUAUUGGGCGGCCUGGAUUUCGAUGCAGAUGGUCUAUCAUGUUAUCCAGUGCAUCUUGCAUCACCCUUUCCUCCAUCUUGCAGAGAUUCAUCGCAAGCAGAAGCUACGGUCACCAUCUUUCCUCCAACAUGCAACUGAUCAGGCGAUCUUGCAUUCGGCAUGGGUAAUUCGGAUUCUCGAUCUAUGUAUGGACCACAAUUUUCCCGUCUACGAUCCUUUCGUGGGCCACCUUGCUGCAAUGACUGCUUCUGUGCUCUUCUUCCUUCGAUUUUCAAGAGAUGGGUCCCUAGCCACUAAGGCGGCCAAGGACUUUGAGGUGUGUCGACGCUUUGUAGAUAAUAUGGCGGGAGAGAACCCGCAUCUUCAACAUACUAGAUCUAAGCUCACAAAGCUGGCACAGUCCACGACUCAACUUGUGCAGCCACCAAAAGUUGAAACAUCAUUGCUGUGGGAUCUCUUAGACUACGCAGCUUCCUCAACGCCCUCCGAGAACACAGAUUCUUCCUCAGCUGUAGAGUUGAAUGUCAACACACAGUUUCUUUCGUCCCCACAGGGGAAUACGCCACGGCCUGUGGAGGUGUCAGCAUCACAGGAGCAGACUGGCAUGGAAGUUUCAAUGACGGACCUUUGGGAUGAUCCAUCCCUUUCAUUCGAUUUGCUUGAUUUCUCGACACUGCCGGAUGUAUCAACCCUGACAAUGCCCAGAGAAUUCUGGACUAACGGCCACCUUUAG